This is a messenger RNA of Ordospora pajunii, 864 nucleotides long. RefSeq lists its product as uncharacterized. Gene Ontology annotation, cellular component: P-body; CCR4-NOT complex; CCR4-NOT core complex. Lineage: Eukaryota; Fungi; Microsporidia; Ordosporidae. The transcript has a single exon. The record is from RefSeq and is a predicted model, not a curated record. Gene Ontology annotation, molecular function: poly(A)-specific ribonuclease activity; nucleic acid binding. Bases 1 to 864 code for a protein of 287 amino acids.
AUGGGAGAAGGACAUAUACUGAAUGUGUGGAGGGACAAUCUGAAUGCGGAGAUGAGAAGGAUAUCGCAGCUUGUAAGGAGAUAUAGAUAUGUUGGGAUGGACACUGAAUUUCCCGGAGUGGUUGCGAAGCCUGUUGGGUGUUUCAAGUCUCCUUCGUCGUUUGUGUAUCAGCAACUGAGAUGCAAUGUAGAUAUCUUGAAGAUUAUACAGAUUGGGAUUUCGCUAAGCGAUGAGCAGGGCAACAGGCCGCAGCCAACGAAUACAUGGCAGUUUAACUUUGAGUUUAAUCUUGAGACGGAGAUGUAUUCGCAGGAGUCGAUAGAUCUUCUUAUUCAGGCAAGGAUAGACUUCAAGGAACACAGAAGGCGAGGAAUAGGGGUUGAGGAGUUUGGAGAGGCCUUGAUGACAUCUGGGCUUGUGCUGAGCGAGGAGGUGACAUGGAUUUCGUUCCACUCUGCAUUUGACUUUGGAUAUCUUGUUAAGAUCCUGACAUGCAACAUGCUACCUGAGAGAGAAGACGAGUUCUACAGGCUCCUGAAUGCGUUUUUUCCGGACUUCUGCGACAUAAAGUUUCUAGUGCAGAACAGCAAGUACUUGAAGAAGGGCCUACAGGAGAUUUCAAAUGACCUUGGGCUGGUGAGGGAAGGGAUCCAGCAUCAGGCAGGAAGCGAUGCGUUGCUGACGUCUCAUGCGUUUUUUAAGGCAAGGGAGACGCUUUUUAACAAAAGCAUUGGGAAGGAGUUUAUGUGUAAGCUGUUUGGAAUUGAAGUAAAUGAUUUGUUAUGCUUGCUGAGUGGAUUGGUUAAGGAUGUUUUAUUAUAUUUCCAUGCUUUCGUCAUCGGUCAGGCAUGCAUGCGGAUCUGA